AUGGUUAGUCCUUCACCACACAAGCCCCGGCGUCGGGGAGGGAAGAAGACAGGUGGAAAUGGCGGAGGAAGCAGCACCACCACCAGCUCCGACAACCAGAUCUCCAAGAAGGAAGCUCUUGUCAAGGUCCCGGUCUUCCCCUUGGCAUCCUUCCUUUGGCCUGCUCGAGGCUCUGUAUCGCAAUGGGAGGUUCUACCGUUGAUCCUCAUGGUGGUUGGUCUGUUCAGAUGGGCAGCUGGUCUCUGGGGAUAUUCUGGCUUCCAAAGACCGCCCAUGUUCGGAGACUACGAAGCGCAACGACACUGGAUGGAGAUCACCACACAGAUACCCGUCUCACAAUGGUACUUUCAUGACCUUCAAUGGUGGGGUCUCGACUAUCCGCCCCUGACGGCAUACCACAGCUGGCUCUGCGGCAAGAUCGGAGCCUUGAUCGACCCGACCUGGUUCGAGCUGUACACCUCGCGUGGAUCCGACGACCCGACGCUCAAGAUAUUUAUGCGCGCAACAGUCUUCGUUUCCGAAUACCUCAUCUACAUCCCCGCCGCCGUCAUCUUCGUCCGGCGAUUCUCCAGACACAGUGGCGUGCCGACGUGGACUGCGUGGAUGGCUCUGGUCGCAAUUCUGCUGCAACCUGCCACCAUCCUCAUCGACCAUGUUCACUUCCAAUACAACACCGUUAUGCUUGGCUUCGUGCUGGCGAGCAUGUCAAGCAUGCUGGCUGGACGUUAUCUCUGGUCCGCGGUCUUCUUCGUUGCAGCCCUCGGUUUCAAGCAGAUGGCGCUUUACUACGCCUUCUCUGUCUUCUCCUUCCUCCUCGGAAGCUGUGUAUUCCCCCUGAAACCUGGCCGCUUCAUCGGAAUUGCGCUGGUAACCGCGGCAUCGUUCAUUCUGUUGAUCCUACCUCUGGUUCUGGGUACGCUGAACGACGCUCGCCGAGGUAUCGACGCGCGACCUGACUACGACGGUCCACCGCCUCCUCUACCCCUUUUCCCCUGGUUGACCGACGUUCUCGACACCAACGCCCUCUACUACCCCGUGGUUGAGCAGCUUGUGCAGAUGGUCCACCGCAUCUUCCCCUUUGCGCGAGGCCUUUUCGAGGACAAGGUUGCCAAUUUUUGGUGUGCCCUCAACGUCGUUAUCAAGCUCCGAAACUACCCUUCCGAGCUCCUCCAGCGUGGCGCUCUCCUGGUUACGACCGCCUCCAUCAUCCCGCCGAACCUCAUUCUCUUCUUCCGCCCGCGCAAGUCGCUCCUGCCCCUCGCCUUCGCAACGACCGCUUGGGGCUUCUUCCUCUUCAGCUUCCAGGUCCACGAGAAGAGCGUUUUGCUCCCUCUCAUGCCAAUGACUCUUCUCCUAGCCGGCAAGCAGGGGCUGUCGCGGGACAUCAGGGCGUGGGUUGGAUUCGCCAACAUCCUCGGCACUUGGACCAUGUUUCCCCUCCUCAAGCGCGUGAACCUCAGCGUCCCUUACGCCGUUCUCACUCUCCUGUGGGCGUACCUCCUUGGACUCCCGCCGACAUCGUUGAGCGCCUAUUUCCAAGAAGAUCAGUCAGCGUUGAGAAAGUGGGCGACGUUCCUCCUUCAUGGCGGCUUUUACCUUGCCAUGGCCGCAUGGCAUGUGGUUGAGAACAACGUCUUGCCUCCUGUCGACAAGCCCGACCUCUGGGUUGUCGCAAAUGUGGGAUUGGGUGCGGUAGGCUUCGGCAUCUGCUACCUGUGGUGCUUGUUGCAGUUGGUUGUGCAAAGCGAUAUUUUGCCCACCAGGGGAAACUCAAAAACAAAGGCCAAGAGCCAGUAG
This is a messenger RNA of Colletotrichum karsti, 1797 nucleotides long. Its product is annotated as ALG8 glycosyltransferase family ALG6. The transcript has 2 exons. NCBI's taxonomy places the organism in Eukaryota, Fungi, Ascomycota, Sordariomycetes, Glomerellales, Glomerellaceae. Gene Ontology annotation, biological process: protein N-linked glycosylation. The record is from RefSeq and is a predicted model, not a curated record. The coding region runs from base 1 to 1797 and encodes 598 amino acids. Gene Ontology annotation, molecular function: dolichyl pyrophosphate Man9GlcNAc2 alpha-1,3-glucosyltransferase activity. Gene Ontology annotation, cellular component: endoplasmic reticulum membrane.